AUGGCUGAGUUAUUAUCUGUUCCUUUAAAAAAACCAACUGACAUCGACUUGGUACAGCCUUUAAGAAAUUUGGUUAAAGGAUCAUUCAGCUCUGCUGAUCAUCCGGAGGAAUGUGACAAUGAAAUUGCUGAAUUUAAUAAAAUGCGUAGUACCGCUGUCUGGAAAUUUUUUGAAAAAUUCGAAAGCUCUCUGGAAGUCGUAUAUAGCUACUAUGAUCAAUUAGUUUUGCUGGAAAGUAAAGUUCCAGCACAUGAGGUUCAAAUACCAUUUAAGUGGAAAGAUGCAUUUGAUAAGGGAUCAAUAUUUGGAACCAAAAUUGGUUUAACAAUUUGUUCUUUAUCAUAUGAAAAAGUUUGUGUUCUUUAUAAUAUUGCUGCUCUUCAAAGUGCAGUCGCUGCAUCCCAGUCUUUAGACAAUGACGAUGCCUUAAAAUUAGCAGCUAAAUUAUUUCAACAAGCUGCUGGUAUAUUUACUCAUUUAAAAGCUGCUGUAGUUGUAGCAAUUCAUCAAGAACCUACUCCAGACUUAAAUAUUGAUACACUAAGUGCAUUAAGUGCUCUCAUGCUUGCUCAAGCUCAAGAAAUCUUUGUCAGAAAAGCUAUAUUGGAUCAAAUGAAAGAUGCUAUUAUUGCAAAGUUGUGUCAUCAAACAGAAGAAAUGUAUUCUGAAGUUGUCAAUUUGUUUCAAAAAGAAAUUUUACGAAAUUUAUGGGAUAAGGAGUGGAUACCCAUUGUGACAGGAAAACAAGCUGCUUAUCAUGCUCUUUCAGAAUAUUAUCAAUCUUUGGUUUGCAAAAGUCGUAAAUUGAUAGGAGAAGAGAUUGCUAGAUUAGAACUUGCUUCUGAAUUGAUUAAAGCUGCUCAAUCGAGAUCUGGAAAAAGUUUGCUAUUUAAUGAUUAUGCUGUGAAAAUUGAAAAAAACCUGACGGAAGCGAAAAAAGACAAUGAUUUCAUUUAUCACGAAAGAAUCCCAGAUGUUAAAAGUUUGACUCCUAUUGGAAAAGCUUUACUGGCAAAGGCACUUCCCGUCCCUGAAAAAUUCAGCUCGAGUAACAGAGAUUUAUUCGAAAAACUAUGUCCAUUGGCUGUCAAUCAAGCUGUUGCAGCUUUCGAUUUAAGAAAAUCUGAAGUUGUCAAUACCGAAAUCAAUAAGCUCAGAGAUGCAACGAAUGUACUAAACAGUACUUUGGCAUCUUUAAAUUUACCCGCUGCUAUAGAAAAUACCUCGGGUAAUGAUUUACCACCAUCUCUGCUAGAGAAAGGGGAUACCGUUAAAGAGCAUGGAGGGUUAAAAACCCUUCAAAGCAUUUUCACUGAUUUACCAGGAUUAUUGAAGAGAAAUAAUGAAAUACUCGAUGAGGCUUGUCGGUUGCUUACCGAAGAAAAAGAAUCAGACGAUCAAUUGAGAGCACAAUUCAAAGAAAAAUGGAAUCGAACGCCAUCGGAAAAAUUGACGGAAGUUUUCCGAAGCAACGCGUCAAAAUAUCGCGAAAUAAUUAAUGGCGCCGUAAAAGCCGAUGAAAUCGUUGCGAAAAAAUUUGAAAAUCAUCGUAAAGGAAUAGAAUUACUCAGCCUGCCCAGAGAUCAAAUGAAAAAUGCUGUACCAUCAUCGGGCCCAUCCGAGCAAACGAUUGAACAAACGGAAGCAGUGAAAGAAUUGAGAAAAUUAAUGGAGGACGUCGCCACGAUAAAAGCAGAACGAGAAGUCAUCGAAAGCGAAUUGAAAUCGGCCACAAUCGACAUGAGGCAAACUUUCCUUCGAGCUUUAGCCGAAGAUGGUGCAAUAUCAGAAGCCUCCAUAAGCAACGAAGCUUUGGACAAAGUGUAUGGGACUUUGAGGAAACAAGUAGAGGACAGCGUGUCACGUCAAGAAAGUCUUAUCAUAGAUAUUCAGAAAGCACAUUCUCAAUUUGCAAAAGAAAUACCUAAAGAAUCUACGGAAAGAGAACAAAUAUUGAAAGAUAUGGCAGCCGCCUACGAUGCUUACAUGGAAUUGCAAAAUCAUUUGAAAGAAGGAUCAAAAUUUUACAACGAUUUAACUCAGGUACCCGUCCUCGCCCCCCGUUCCGACUUUUGUUUCGCAAGAAAAACGGAAAAAGAAGAAUUAAUGAAAGAUUUAACUCAACAAGCGAGCAGAUCCGAUUCCGUUUUCCCGAAUCCGUCCGAUGGAGCCUCAGGUGGAGUAAAAGUACCGCCUCCGAGACCACCACCACCCGCAACGUCGGGCUCUUCGUCGGGUUACUCUGCACCAUAUCCAGCCGAAUAUCCGACUGCGAUGCCGGUACCAUACGCAGCAGCUGGAACGGCUCCAUAUCCGACUUAUAUUCCGCCGCCGAUGCCGCACGGAUAUAGUCCUUAUGGAACUCUGCCUUACCCACAACAAGGCAAUUAUCAGAUGCCUCCUUAUCAGCAGCCACCUCAAGGAUACCCAUAUCCGACACAACCGGGAGGUUCUAAUCCUCAAAACCCACCCAGACAAUGGUGA
Messenger RNA from Pediculus humanus corporis (human body louse), 2484 nucleotides. RefSeq names its product Programmed cell death 6-interacting protein, putative. Bases 1 to 2484 code for a protein of 827 amino acids. The transcript has 12 exons. Gene Ontology annotation, cellular component: endosome. Gene Ontology annotation, molecular function: protein binding. Gene Ontology annotation, biological process: mitotic cytokinesis. The record is from RefSeq and is a predicted model, not a curated record. Lineage: Eukaryota; Metazoa; Arthropoda; Insecta; Psocodea; Pediculidae.